GAAAUUUUGAUGUUGCUUCACGUAAAAGCUUUCAUUUACAUUAUUUUGGUUUUAAUAAUAUCUGUAAAUUAUGAAAAAUUCUGGAUGUUCUGGGAAUUAUUUCCAAAAGAAGUUUAUGUUUCCUUCCAUGAGCUACUGAGUAGUCUGACCCUGUGCACUCAAGGCCUUUUUCACUGGGGCGAAGCAGUAACUCGAGAUGAAUUUGGUUGUAAUUUUUCUAAAGAGAAGUCAGAGUUAGUUAUUGGUAUUUUAUCAGCACCUGAGAACUUUGCUCAACGUGAAGCUGCACGAUCUACCUGGUUGAAAGAUUAUGCAUCUGACAAAAAAAACUCUGUUAAAGCUUGGUUUGUGAUUGGAAAUCACUUUUGCAAAAUACCUCCUGAUUACAGACUGAGUAAAUAUGGAUGUGAGAAAUGGAAUGUGAAUAUAUCAGAUUUGGAAGAAAGCUUUUAUACAUCACUUGAAAUGUUUCCUGAAACAUGUUGUUCUAAUCUGGUUCACAAUUUUUAUCCAGGCUUUAGCUUCCAGGUGCAGUAUCCUGUGGUUAUUUCAAAACUGGGCAUUUUAUCAUCCCUUUUUCUACCAAAUAAAAAAAUUAAAGUUGCUAUUUUAGAUAUUCAAACUAAAGAAAUACUUGUUCAGACGACUAUGUCAGCAAAUAAGUCAACUCCUGUUCAUGGAUACGUUUAUGCAGAAGUAGAGAAAUUUGUAUUACCAAAGCACUAUGAAGGUAUGGUAUUCAUAGAAGGCUAUUUAAAAACUUCGGUGUGUUCUAAGAUGAUUUGGAAUAAUGGAGGUGGAGUGAUUACUUACAAAAGGGUAUAUCCCACUGCAUCCCAUAUGGAUAGUAUUAAAUUUUCUUCUGAACAUUUUGUAGCUGCCAGUGUUGAGUUUUCCAUCCCUGAAAUGAAUAAAUUAAAGGAUAUUGCUGUUAGAGAAGAACUGAUAACAGCUGAAUGGCAUUCUCAUUUGGACAAUCUGAAAACAAAACUUGAACUAGAAAAACAGCAAAAUAAUGAUAUUUUACUAGUUGAUGUAACUGAUACCUACAGAAAUUUGCCCAGAAAACUGCUCUCAUUUUAUAAAUGGUUAGAAUAUGGUCACAAAUUUUCAUAUGUGAUGAAAACAGAUGAUGAUUGUGUGAUUGAUAUUCUUAGCAUAUUACAAAAAUUACAGAGUUCAUCUGUAUUUCAUUCAGAAAGACCAUGUCUAUGGAGCAGCUUCAGAAAAGAAUGGAAUGUGAAUUAUAUUGGCAAGUGGGCAGAUUACGAUUAUCGCUCUCCAUUUUAUCCAGCAUUUCCUUGCGGUGCUGUCUAUCUCCUUUCGCAUAAAGCUGCCACUUGGAUAAGCUCCAAUGCAGAAUAUUUGUUUCCAUAUCAAGGUGAAGAUGUGUCAAUGGGUAUUUGGCUGUCUGCCAUCAAUGCUGAUUUUAUUCAGGAUGACAAUUUUAAAUGUGAUUUAGAAUGCAAUUCUGAGAGUUACAAUAGAGCACAGCUAACACUGGAUCAAAUAUAUGAAGUCUGGCAUCUCUUUGAAAAAUGUCAAAAUUUAUGCACUUGUAAAUAAUCAGAGUUUAAUUUUCAUGUACUGUAUGUUAGUUACUUUUUUAAAUAUUCCAGAGUUCUAUUUAAAAUCAGUUCCAUAAGUAUAUUUUCAUAGCUACUUACUGUAUGUCUAUACUUCUAUAGUGAAAAAAUUCAUUAUUUCAAAUUUAAAGCAUUUUUUCUCAUUUUGAAACUGAUUUUAGAUGUAUGUUUGCAUUUCAGAAUCUGGGCUUUGAUUCUGUCAAAUUUAUUCAUAAAAGUUUUAAUAUUUUUCUGAAUAAUUUUUUGAAUGUGUAUCAGUUUCCGUAAUACACAUUCCGUAAGUAAAUAACAUUUACUUCAGAAAUGAAAUUGCAGUAAUCUAAAAAUAAUAAUAAUAUGAUUCUUUUGUUAUGAACUACAUUGAAAUUUCCUUAACUUGGAGCUUUUACAGAUGGUUUGUUUGCUUUCCAAAUGAAUGGCCUUCUUAUGUUCAUUUUCUUUUAGGGUUGCUGUAUACUUUGUGAUUUUAUAAAGGAAUAUUGUAUUUUUAGAAUUCACAUCCAUAUACGGGGUGUAACAGAAUUCACGGUUACAACUUUAAGAGGUGGUAAAAGUAACAAUUUCUGUAAUGCAGUGCAAGAGAGAACGUGAAAUGAAUGCGUUGAAAUACAGUGACAAACAUGGAGAACAAAAAGUAUUUUAAUAAGAAAUUUCUACUAGAAAUUGUAUUUAAUACUAUUCUACUUUAUUUAGUAGAUUUAAUACAAUUAUUAUUAUUACUUUAUUUAAUAGUAAUUUAAUACAAUUUACAACUAUGUAUUUAAAAGUUGGAUGAUUCGCUCAAGAACUGAUUUAAAGAAACAAUUCACUUUACUGAGUGAAUGAACAGUGAUUCCACAAAAUGAAGUAGCUCUUUUACAGUUCAUGGAAAGUUCUUUGUGGAAAUGUGCCAGGGAAGUUUGAUUCCUCCUAUGUAAACAGUAGCAUUUUUCUUUACUGUUUGCUAGAUAGGUCUGACUCAUGUGUGUGCGAGUGUAUGUAUUAGAGAUGUGCUGUUCAUUGAUGAACCGAAUCAAAGAACCAGUUUACAGUGAGUGAACAAAUGCCUGAUUAGUGAAAAAAAAAAAAAAAACUGCAGCUGUUUUAAAGUUUACUAACCAAGAAUUCUUACUGUAAGUGAUGCAGGAAGGCUCAAUUCCCAUUUUAGGGAAGAAAAUAAUGUUUAUCCUCCUAUGAUUAUGUGUUUUAAUUUUUAUCAUUCCCCAACAUUUUAAAAAUCUUUUUAUUCUGAAAUUUUAUUGUUAGUUUUAGGAAAAUACUAAACUGAAAGAUAUCAAUUCAGGAAGUUAGCAUUUGAUUGAAUCUAGUCUAUUCUUCCAAUACCACUGCUCAUUCAAUUCUUUCCACUCUUCACUCCAUUCUCGUUUCCCAUCUUUAUCAUUAAGGUUAUUAAUGGAGUCAUAAAAAAACUGAUUUACUUCAGUGAGCUAACAGUUCUGAUCCAAUCUAAUAGAAGACAGGCUUUAUCUGUCUCUAAUCUAAUGCCCUCAAAAGAUUCAAUCUGAAUCUCCUCAUUUGUUUUUUAUGUUCUUCAUAUUUAUUCUGUUUCGGCAUUCUCAUUUCAUAUUUCAUUACACAUUGUUUUAUGAAAUUUAUUAUUUGCAAUUUUGUAUCACCCAAGUAGAGACUAAAAAUUCCAUUACCCCUGUAUGUGGAAGACUUAAAGGUAGUUCAUUAUUAUAACAUGGCCUUGCUGCGAUUUCAGUAGAUUUUCUGGAUUUUCAGGCCCACUUUUAUGGAAACACUUAUUGGUACUACGGCUUUGCCCUAUUCUUUUGUAAAAUGUACACUGCAGAAGCGGACAGUUCUAUAUCUCCCAUUCUACAGGGCCGAUUAAUGAAAUUCAAAUUGCGUUUUUCAUUUGUCAUAAGCACGACUUAGAAUAUAUAUUGCAUUUAUAUAUAGCAUUGUUCCAACAUAGAUA
Stegodyphus dumicola is the source of this 3510-nucleotide messenger RNA. Its product is annotated as UDP-GalNAc:beta-1,3-N-acetylgalactosaminyltransferase 2-like. NCBI's taxonomy places the organism in Eukaryota, Metazoa, Arthropoda, Arachnida, Araneae, Eresidae. The record is from RefSeq and is a predicted model, not a curated record.